AUGACCCUCAACCACGCCGCCGAACCUGGCACUCGAGACGACACCUCGCAGCCCUUGCAGACGCUGCCGCCCUCGUCGCGCGAGCUUGGCGAGAUUCUCCCACCUAAACUCCCAGACGGUGCCCCGGUGACAGCACAGGGACCGGCCUUUGCGAAGUCAUGGGCGCAUUUUGUCGCUGGAGGCCUCGGUGGCAUGGCAUCCGCAACGUUGACAGCCCCCCUCGACGUACUUAAGACUCGUUUGCAGUCCACAUACUACCAACAACAUCUUGCUGCUAUGCGUGCUGCUCGAGGUUUGCCUCCCAUUGAAAGCAUGUCUUUCGGACGCAGCUCGUUACUACACAUCCGCGAAACAGGCGAAAUAUUGUGGCAGGUUCCAAAGGCCGAGGGAUGGCGAGCGCUGUUUAAAGGCCUUGGGCCAAACCUCAUUGGUGUAGUGCCAGCUCGCGCCAUCAACUUCUACGCAUAUGGAAACGGCAAGCGGAUCAUCAGCAACCAGUUCAACAACGGACAAGAGGCGGCAUGGGUGCACUUGUGCUCUGCAGCCUCUGCCGGGAUAAUGACUGGAACAGCAACGAACCCCAUCUGGCUCGUCAAAACUCGUCUACAACUGGAUAAGCACACACAUGCGGAUGGGCGAGGUCGCCAGUACAGAAAUGCUCUCGACUGCACCAUGCAGACGAUACGCAAAGAAGGCAUCUCUGGUCUCUACCGAGGAUUGACGGCGAGCUACCUUGGGGUGACUGAGAGCACGUUACAGUGGAUGCUGUACGAGCAGAUGAAGCUGGCUCUGGCACGGCGAGAAGAUCGGAUUGUGGCCAGUGGACGUCCGCCGACCGUCUGGGACCAAACCGUUGCGUGGUCCGGCAAGGUCUCCGCGGCUGGAGCUGCCAAAUUCAUUGCCGCUAUAAUCACAUAUCCUCAUGAGAAGUACACUGGUCUAGCACAAUGUUUCCGCCUCAUCUGGAAGGAGGAAGGCAUGGCAGCGCUUUAUGGUGGCCUCGUACCCCACAUGUUCCGCGUGGUCCCUAGUGCUGCUAUCAUGUUUGGGACAUACGAGGGUGUGCUGAAGCUACUCGGCGAGAGCAGUAAUAUGUGA
Messenger RNA from Parastagonospora nodorum SN15, 1098 nucleotides. RefSeq lists its product as hypothetical. The transcript is spliced from 3 exons. Lineage: Eukaryota; Fungi; Ascomycota; Dothideomycetes; Pleosporales; Phaeosphaeriaceae. Gene Ontology annotation, cellular component: mitochondrion. The coding region runs from base 1 to 1098 and encodes 365 amino acids. The record is from RefSeq and is a predicted model, not a curated record. Gene Ontology annotation, biological process: pyrimidine nucleotide import into mitochondrion. Gene Ontology annotation, molecular function: pyrimidine nucleotide transmembrane transporter activity.